Messenger RNA from Salvelinus namaycush (lake trout), 1539 nucleotides. RefSeq names its product GTP-binding protein Rheb-like. NCBI's taxonomy places the organism in Eukaryota, Metazoa, Chordata, Actinopteri, Salmoniformes, Salmonidae. Gene Ontology annotation, molecular function: GTPase activity; GDP binding; GTP binding. The record is from RefSeq and is a predicted model, not a curated record. Gene Ontology annotation, biological process: small GTPase-mediated signal transduction. Gene Ontology annotation, cellular component: plasma membrane. Bases 348 to 902 code for a protein of 184 amino acids. The transcript has 8 exons.
UUUCCGACAGUGUGACUCGCAAAGCGUAACCGCUGUGAAUAAGCUGUUUUAGUUUCCUGUUUUACAUUCUAAAAACUAAUCUUUAGAUACUUUCAAACUAAUUAUCAACAAACAUAACUGUACCGAUAACCGAUAUAUUGCAAUUAUCAGUCGAAAUACGUGUUCAACCAGCUUCAGUUCUGAAGUUGCAACUCGAGGCCCCUGCGGAGUGUUAGCUCUAGCUGCACUGUAAAGUUUGUUGUUGUCACGUGACGUGAUACGAAUGUGGCGAUAAAGUUUUUGUUUCGUUAUUAAAACUACCAUACAUUUCAACAUUGGCUAUCUAUUGAAGUAACUAUUUUAACACAAUGCCUCAACCAAAAUACAGGAAGAUUGCUGUGAUUGGGUACAGAUCUGUAGGAAAGUCUUCUCUCACAAUACAGUUCGUGGAAGGACAGUUCGUAGAUUCAUAUGACCCUACCAUUGAAAACACCUUCAACAAAAUGGUGUCUGUCAACGGUCAAGACUUCAAUCUUCAGUUGGUCGAUACUGCGGGUCAGGACGAAUACUCUAUUUUCCCUCAGUCUCAUUCAAUGGACAUCCAUGGUUAUGUCUUGGUCUACGCAGUGACUUCCAUGAAAAGUUUUGAAGUUGUUCAGGUUCUUCAUGACAAGCUUCUAGAUAUGGUUGGGAAAAUACAGGUGCCAACUGUUCUUGUUGGGAACAAAAAAGAUCUCCACAUGGAAAGGGUGAUCAAGCCAGAAGAAGGGAAGAAGCUGGCCGACUCAUGGGGAGCAGCGUUCAUGGAGUCUUCUGCCAAGGAGAACGAGACCGCUGUAGAGUUAUUCAAGCGGAUCAUUCUGGAGAUGGAAAGGGCGGAUGGGAACGUUGCCUCAGAAGAUAAGAAGUGUGCUGUGAUGUAAGAGGGUCUAACCAGGACAGCAGUAAGCUCAUUGGCCGAAACCAGGAGACACAUCACCACCAGCCUGCCAAUCAUGACCUCCCCAGCACCAAGGAGCUGCAGUUGCAAUGUGGCCAUUUAUAAUUCAAUAGUGUUUUGCAAAGGCAGCCAAUCACACUCAAGGCUGACAAAGGAGAACUCUGAGAGGUGUCACACAAGGGUUUCACUGUCAGUUUUACUGAACUCUGUCAAGUUUGGUUGGCUUAAACCAAACCUCAUGGAAAAACAAAACAUAUGAAAAUGCCAAAUGUAAUGUAUGAGCCACAAGCUCAAACUUUACAGAAAAAAACGUCUCCCUGAUAAUCUGAUAAUCGCAAUCAACUAGCUAGCCAUGCAUCAACAGAUGGAGCAAUGACUGGCCAGUGUCCCUGACUCUCACUGGCUAGCUUCACCUUGUACACCUUGACUCCUUUUCUCAGGUCAUCUGUAUACUUCAAUGAAUACACCGGCCAUGGCAGAGAGCCACAGUUCACAUUGCUGUUGUAGCGACGUUGGAAAGUUGCUAUGAUUUACAACUGAUUAAUGUCUUACAGUAUCUUGGAAUGAGUUUUCUUUCACACAAUACGUGUGUUGCGGAAAUACAUUUCCUCUUGCAUUGG